AUGGCCUUCUCCUACUACUCCCGCCCCCGCCCCCAGCACGGCCCCCCUCCCCCACCCCGCGCCCAGCAGCAGCCACAGGGAUACCUCUACCCCGAUCCCUCCCCCCACGCAGCGCUGGCCACCUCCUCCCCUCGUUUCCAGCCCUAUGCCCGUCCAGCGCCCAAGUCCCACUCCCCGAGCUCCACCUAUCUCGGCAGCCCCCACACGGGCUACCUCCCCCAGCAACCCUCACCCCACCCCUCUUCUGCCCAUCCAUCUCCCUCAUACAUGCAGUCGACUUCAGCACCCUCUGCAUUCGACCCGCCCAGUAUGCCCGAACCGAUGCCAUUCAGCUCGGCAGGCUACGGCGUGGGUGACGGCUUGUAUGACGGCACCUCUUCGUUCCCCGGCUACGUCGACCCCAAUGGGCCGGCUGCUGCUGCUGCGUCAGAGAGCAGGAGCUGGGAAAACAGCACGAGAGACGUCGCACCAGAUGAUUAUGCUCAGGCGCUCGCACUCUACACCCACAUCUGCAACUCGCUCCCCUACUACGUGCCCACCUCUCAGCCUGCCCCCAACUCGUCGUCCUCGACGCCGCCGACGACAUUCGACAGCAUCAUCGGUCUCGCAAGCGAGGGGCAUAGCAUUCUCAGCGGGCAGGCACCUCCGUCCACAAGCGCGAUUGACAUUGGCUCCUUUGGGCCGUCUUCUGGCUUUACUUCUGGCGUCGAGUCGCCAGAGGGUAGGAUUGGCGGCGGCAUCGCCUCUGGGAGUGCGGCCGCUUCGACUUCUGCUGUCGCCACGCCGGUCACUGCUCCCGCGUCCAUAUCUUCGGCUGGACGAAAGAGGCGCAACUCGGGCAGGAAAGAGCCCGCUGGCCCUCCGCCCACAUGUCUCGGAUGCGGUGCCACAGAAACACCUGAAUGGAGAAGAGGACCGAUGGGACCGAGGACUCUGUGCAAUGCUUGUGGCCUGGUGCACAUGAAGCUGCAGAGGAAGAAGAGAAAGGCGGAAGAAAAGGAGAGGGCUGCUGCUGUCGCUGCGGCUUGA
Messenger RNA from Cryptococcus wingfieldii CBS 7118, 1029 nucleotides. RefSeq lists its product as hypothetical. NCBI's taxonomy places the organism in Eukaryota, Fungi, Basidiomycota, Tremellomycetes, Tremellales, Cryptococcaceae. Bases 1 to 1029 code for a protein of 342 amino acids. Gene Ontology annotation, molecular function: sequence-specific DNA binding; zinc ion binding. The transcript is spliced from 3 exons. The record is from RefSeq and is a predicted model, not a curated record. Gene Ontology annotation, biological process: regulation of DNA-templated transcription.